Messenger RNA from Spea bombifrons (plains spadefoot toad), 2804 nucleotides. RefSeq names its product elaC ribonuclease Z 2 (gene ELAC2). Gene Ontology annotation, molecular function: 3'-tRNA processing endoribonuclease activity. Lineage: Eukaryota; Metazoa; Chordata; Amphibia; Anura; Pelobatidae. Gene Ontology annotation, biological process: mitochondrial tRNA 3'-end processing. The coding region runs from base 43 to 2529 and encodes 828 amino acids. The transcript is spliced from 24 exons. The record is from RefSeq and is a predicted model, not a curated record. Gene Ontology annotation, cellular component: mitochondrion.
UUGGCUGGAGGCUGGUCCCCGGUACAGCGUGUUGCGGUGUGAAUGUGGCUCCGAGGCCUGGUGUGGAGACGGUUAUCCGGUGUUCUCAGCAUGUCUCAGCCCGGGGAGGUCAGGGCCUUCUCCGCCCGCAAGGCCAAGCCGCCCAAGGAUACGCUACGGCACAUCAAGAACCGCGAGAAGCGGAAGGGAGUGGAGCAGCACGGGCCGUCCACGGUCUACCUGCAGGUGCUGGGGGCCGGGAGCCGUGACUCGGGGGCCUCGCUUUACGUCUUCUCCGAGUUCAACAGGUACCUGUUUAAUUGCGGCGAGGGGACGCAGAGACUGAUGCAGGAGCACAGGGUGAAGGUGGCGCGGCUGGACAACGUGUUUGUGACGCGCAUGAACUGGGCGAACGUCGGAGGUUUAUCAGGGAUGAUUCUGACGUUAAGGGACACGGGGCUCCCGCGGUGCGCUCUCUCCGGACCCCCGCAGCUGCAAAAGUAUCUCGAGGCCGUUAAAGUUUUUUCGGGUCCCUUGCACGGCAUCGACCUCUCCGUGCGUCCCUGCUCGGAUCCAGAAUACCAGGAUGACACCAUGACCGUGUACCAGGUGCCGAUCACCAGCACCAAACCAGCAGCAGAAAACUCAACUGGGUCUGUGAGCCCCCCGAGGUCCCCCAACAGAGAGAGUCGGCAGCCAGACAAUCCAGCACCCAACGGUGCCGAGCCAACAGCGGGCAGACAGUCCCCGGGGCCGGGGCGCUGGGAGAGGACCACCACAAGAGACCCUUCUUUAGUGGUCUCCUUCGUGUGUAAGCUUCAUGCCAAAAAGGGGAACUUCCUGGUCCUCAAAGCCAAGGAUCUCGGACUCCCGGUAGGGACGGCUGCCAUCGGACCUAUAAUCGCGCAGCUGAAGGCUGGGAAGAGCGUUGUCUAUGAAGGAAAAGAGAUCUUCCCUGAGGACGUGUGCACACCUCCGGAGCCCGGCCCGGCUUUUAUCGUGGUAGAGUGUCCCAGCGAAGAGUUCAUCGCCCCGGUCAUUGAAAACGAAACUCUUAAAAGCUUUCAAGAAGGCAAGUCAGAGAGUCCGUUGGUGAUGGUCGUCCACAUGACCCCUGAGCACAUUCUCCGGACCAGCAGCUACCGGCAGUGGAUGGCGGGAUUUGGGUCUCAAACAGAACACCUGAUUCUAAAUGAGAAUGCCAGUACAGUACAUAACCUCCGGAGCUACAAGAUCCAGACCCAGCUAAACCUCGUUCACCCGACCAUCUUCCCCCUGCUGGCCAACUUCCAGAGGACGGAGGAGCUUGCAGACUUCCACGGGGUGCGAGGAGAGUGUCUACUCAAGUACCAGCUGAGGCCGAAGUUAGAGUGGCAGAGGGAUGCUGUUACUGAUAACAAUAGUGCAGAGUUUGUGAAAGAAGCCAUUGAACUCCCCGGCUUUGAAGAUGCAUUGAAGGAGUGUAAGGAGAUCCUGGAAUCCAAUCUCGCGCUAUCGAAAGGUGAUCCCCAGUACCCAGAGGUUGUGUUCUUGGGGACUGGGUCGGCCGUCCCCAUGAAAACCCGUAACGUCAGCUCCACUCUGGUAAACGUCAGUGCCUCUCAGUCUCUGUUGCUGGAUUGUGGUGAGGGGACGUUUGGACAGCUUCAUCGUCACUACGGGGACAUGGUGGACGACGUCCUGUGCCAGAUAUCAGCCGUGUUCAUUUCCCACAUACACGCAGAUCACCACACGGGCCUUUUAAGCGUCCUUCUAGAAAGACAGCGGGCUUGCAAAUCCAAGGGAAAGGCGUUCACUCCGGUGCUUGUCGUAGGGCCCUCUCUGAUAAUGACCUGGUUAAACCAAUACCACGACCACUGCCAGGCAAUCCUCCAUCACAUCAACUUAAUCCCAGCGAAGGAUCUAAUGGAAGGGUCGGAGGUCCUUCACCCAAAGACAAAGGGUUUUAUCGCCUCCCUUUUGGAAACGUAUGAGCUGGAAAAGUUCCAGACCUGCCUGGUCAGGCAUUGCCGGAACGCUUUUGCUUGCGCCAUUGUUCAUCGGUCUGGCUGGAAGUUGGUCUUCUCCGGAGACACCAUGCCCUGCGAUGCCUUGGUGCAGAUGGGUAAAAACGCAUCUUUACUUAUCCAUGAAGCGACUCUGGAAGAUGGACUGGAGGAAGAGGCUGUAGAAAAGACACACAGCACCACGUCCCAGGCUAUUGGCAUCGGCGUGAAGAUGAACGCGGAGUUCAUUAUGUUAAACCACUUCAGCCAGCGAUACGCCAAACUCCCCUUGUUCAGCGAUGAUUUCAGCGACAAGGUUGGAAUAUCGUUCGAUCACAUGAGGAUCCGAUUGAGUGACUGCAGGAUAAUCCCCAAACUGGUCGACCCUCUGAAGGUUCUGUUUGCCGAGGAACUCGAAGAAAUGGAGGAAAGGAGAGAGAAACGUGAGCUUCGGCAGCUGAAGGAGUCUCAACAGCCCGACGAUCCGCUGAACGGCUCCGGACCCAAGCGGGACUUGGAAGAUCCCGGGCCGGCUGCUGGGGCCAAAAAAUUAAAAGCCAACUGAACGCCCGCCGGAUACGAAGCCCCUCGGAUCCCGGGAGCAAAGAGACGGCUGCUUCCGAGCCGAGGAACAGCGCGUGGAACGUGCAAGAACUUUCCGAAGAACGUGUAAAAUAUGUAUACAUUUGAAUUGUGCCAUUAAAACCCAAAAAAACAUUUUCCCUACGGGCCGCGACGUCUGCCUUCUAUCAUUUACAGUUUAUAAAUAAAUAUAGAAAAGUCUUGUAAAUGGGAAAUUGAAAAAAAGGCAACUAUAUAUAUAUUUUUUUUUAGCAUAAA